Messenger RNA from Saccharomyces paradoxus, 261 nucleotides. It is a transcript of the gene LSM6, whose product is annotated as U4/U6-U5 snRNP complex subunit LSM6. NCBI's taxonomy places the organism in Eukaryota, Fungi, Ascomycota, Saccharomycetes, Saccharomycetales, Saccharomycetaceae. The record is from RefSeq and is a predicted model, not a curated record. The transcript has a single exon. Bases 1 to 261 code for a protein of 86 amino acids. Gene Ontology annotation, biological process: mRNA splicing, via spliceosome; maturation of SSU-rRNA. Gene Ontology annotation, cellular component: P-body; U6 snRNP; sno(s)RNA-containing ribonucleoprotein complex. Gene Ontology annotation, molecular function: RNA binding.
AUGUCAGGAAAAGCUUCUACAGAGGGCAGCGUUACUACGGAAUUUCUCUCUGAUAUUAUCGGCAAGACAGUAAACGUCAAACUUGCCUCGGGCUUAAUCUAUAGCGGAAGAUUGGAAUCUAUUGAUGGUUUCAUGAAUGUUGCUCUAUCGAGUGCUACCGAACAUUACGAAAGUAAUAAGAAUAACCUACUAAACAAGUUUAAUAACGAUGUCUUUUUAAGGGGCACGCAGGUUAUGUAUAUCAGUGAACUAAAAAUAUAA